CUCAAAGUUUGCCAGAAAACCAAAGAUAAAUGACUGACGGUUAUUCGUUGAGGAAACAAACCAGACACGGAGAUGAUAGGCCUGGUAACCGGAAGAGCAAAAACCCCAUUGACGACGUCCACGAUUAUUUUUAUUUAAAGGAGAGCAACGAAGGCGAGAUCAAGGUCAAGACCGAUACCGGUGAUAUCAUCUCUCUUAAAGUCAAAGGCUUAGACACCAUUGGCAGCGUCAAACUCAAGAUCCAGGCUGCAAUACCCUUUGACCAUAUUCCCUUUGACCAUCAGGAACUCAUCUUCAACGGAAAGCUUCUUCACAACAGCAAUACCCUUGCCAACUUGCCCAUCAAGAAGCGAUCACCUACCUUCACACUUAUGCGUAAAUCAGAGGAAUUGAUGGAAAUAUUUGUGAAUACCUUCACCGGAAAGACCAUCUCUUUGUGGGUCAAACCCACCUACACCAUCCACCAAGUGAAAUCGGAUAUCAAGCGUCAGGAAGGUAUCCAAUGGGGCGAGCAAGUGUUGAUCUUCAACAAAAUGGUUCUUGGGGACAUGGGUACCAUUUUCGACUUCCACAUCAAUAGGAAAUCGACCCUUACACUUAUGCGUAGAUCAAGCGGAUUCACGGGACCCAGGCAGAUCUUCAUUAAGUCCCUCAUCGGAGACCAGACCGUUACUCAGGAAGUCAAACCCUCUGACACCAUCCACGGCAUAAAACUCAAGAUCCAGGACAAGGUAGAUGUUCCGUCGGACGAGCAGGAGUUGAUCUUCAACGAAAUGGUUCUCCGUAACAUUGAUACCCUUGCUGACUGUAACAUUAACGCGGAAUCCACACUCACACUUAUGCGUAUAUCAGCAGGAUCCAUGCAUAUAUUCAUCAAGGCCUGCUAUGGAGACACCAUUACUCUCAAAGUCAAACCCUCAGACACCAUACGCAAUGUGAAAUCCAUGAUCCAUGAUAAGGAACGUUAUCCCCCACACCAGCAAAGACUUUUCUAUGGUGGAAAGCAGCUGGAGGAUAGCCCUACCCUUGCCGACUACCACAUCCCCAAGGAAUCAACCCUGGAUUUUGUUUAAGACUCGGGGGGCCACCAAGGUAUUAGUAGAUGUAGACUACAGUAUACAUUAGUUAUGAUAACACAAGACUAUGCCUUGUGCCUUUUGUAGUAGUCCUCUAAUUUUGUUACUUGUUGUCAACAAGUAUUUUAAUUAACUGGAAGCCUAUCUUACAAUAGUGUUGUUA
Helianthus annuus (common sunflower) is the source of this 1239-nucleotide messenger RNA. Its product is annotated as polyubiquitin-B. Gene Ontology annotation, cellular component: nucleus; cytoplasm. Bases 30 to 1073 code for a protein of 347 amino acids. Gene Ontology annotation, biological process: protein ubiquitination; modification-dependent protein catabolic process. Gene Ontology annotation, molecular function: ubiquitin protein ligase binding; protein tag activity. The transcript is spliced from 2 exons. Lineage: Eukaryota; Viridiplantae; Streptophyta; Magnoliopsida; Asterales; Asteraceae. The record is from RefSeq and is a predicted model, not a curated record.